CUUUUAAAAAGCUGGGCUCCUCUCUCUCUCUCUACCACUCUCUCUGUCUUUUAUCUGCUCUCUGGCCAUUCUACCUAUCACACCCACAAUAGUCAGCGGGAAGACAGAGAGGAUGGCUCAACAGGAGGAUUUGCUAUUAUCUGUUCAACAGCGUUCUUUUUAUCCUGCAGUUUGCCAAUGUCUGUUAGAAAAGAAUGAACUUUCUCAUUUUUGCAACAGUGGGAUAUCUCUACUCACUAGAAGAUAUUUGUGAUUUUCUGGCAAAAGGAUAUCUUGACAAUAAGGUGUCUCUUUUCUGAGAGAAGGGGAUUUUUUUUUCUCCCAUUGUUUCUCGUUGUUGGGCCUUUGUCUUAAUUGUAAAGCAAAACUGGAUGUCUAAGGAAACAUGUGGACAAAGAUAUUUCCUUUGCUGACUUUGUUCACAAGACAUGAUAUGAGAAAGUCAAAGAAGCAAUGGCAUUUAAAGAAAUUGUUUAAUUGUCAGUGAUGUCAGUGAGGACUGUUUAUCACCGGAGGAGAAACACGGAGCAGAAGAUUCUGGACGUGGAAGCAGGAAAGUCUAACAGGGAGGAAGAAGAGCAAGAAGACAUAGAUUGUUUGCAGCAGUUCUCCCGCUGUCCUGCUUGCAACCAGGGCCAUGACAUCCUCUUGAUCCUGCCGUGCUCUCACAUCAUGUGUGCUCCCUGUAUAGCAGCUGGAGAGGGAAUAAGAUCAGGUCAGUCUCAGCACCGUAGUGUCAGCGUACCUGUCUGCUCUGUGCUGUGCCCAUGCUGUCGACAUCCUGUAGAGUUGCCAUGCUGGACCUGGUUAUCUGCAACUUCCUGUCUCCAAAAACAUCCCACCCUGAGUCCUGCAAGUGUCAGCAGGGAGACAGGCACAAAGGAGAGAGCAUCUGAAGAUCACCUUCAACAUGUGCAGGGGGACACAUACUGUGAGGAUGCAGGUGACAUGACAACACAGAGCUGUUUACAUGGCUCCAAUGCUGCCAGUUCCUUAAUAGCACCAGUGGAUGGCGGUGUAGACCUGCGAGAGGAGGAGAUGGAGCAGUCUGUUUUUGGACUAAGUUUUGCUCUGGACCCUUUAACUAUCCCUCCAUCCCUCCAUCUUUCCCACUCCUCCCUCACCGUUACCUACCAUGGAGAGAACCCUCCUGGCCCACCUCUAGACAACACGGUCAGGAGAUUGAUGACCUCUGACCCCAGGGUUACGCUGGCCCUCCCCCAGGUCUGCGCUGAUGUUGUCAUUGCACGAGGACAGUAUUACUGGGAGGUGGAUGUCUGUAACAGCUCCGUCUACAGGAUCGGUGUGAGCUCACUGGAUGGUUCUGGCGGCUGGUGGCUUGAAAGGCAGGGCUUAUCUUUUAGUGCAGUGUAUGAUGGGAGCCGAGAGCCACUCUGCACUGUCCCGCCUCAGAUCAAAACCCUCGGGGUCUUCCUUAACAUCGGAGGGGGCGCCCUGAGCUUCCACAAUCCUCUGACCUGGGAGCACCUAGCCACGCUGCCUACGAGUUUCAACCCUUCUGGAGUUCUCCCAGCUCUGGGCCUGGGCCAGGGUCGACUGAAGCUGCGCUGCGGCCUCCCCCCUCCUCCUCAUGUGUUCCUCAGUAAGGACUCUGCCUACAGGGGACCUUGUGGGGCUGGCGGAGGCCGGUGGCACAGGGAGAUUCCCUUUCAGUCAGUGAGAAAAGUGAUACAGAAGUUUGAGGAGCUGGCUGUGUCGGACUCAGACUCAGGCCUGGUGUCCAGUUUUGGAUCAUCCUGCUCCACCUUCUCUUCCCUUCCAGAUCUGGGGAUUCCUGGGAUGUUUCCCUCUGGACAAGCAGGACAGGGAACUGUGACUGAAAAAGAAAGUCUUUAAUGGGAGCAUCAGAAACACACCCACCACUCCUCUGAGUGGUUUGAUCUUUGGCUGUCAUUUAAAAGGCUAAUUUUUCAUCUUGAAGGACUUAUGGCUGCCUCUUUCCACUCUCUGCGUGACCCCGGACCAGCAAUUGACUCCCUCCCCAGGACGCAAUCCUUUCUCUCAACCAAACAACCCCUGCUGGUUUGGGAUCGAGCCAGAAAGAGUCCUCUGUAAUGUGAAUUGUGAGGAAACGGUGGGCUUUUAGCAGCAGGACUUCUUGAUUUGUCUCUGUGUGGCGGUUGUCACACAGUAGGGGUCCUACAAUAGAACUGCGCACGUUCCUGCAUGUGUGUAUGUGGGUAAAAGGACUACCCAGAGUACGAGCGUUUGUGUGUGUGUGCGCGCAUGAGCAAGAGGCAACAAUGUACAAGCGGCAGGGGGCGAGAUGACGAGGUGUGAGUACAGUGACACCAGCGGUGUUGACACAGAGCAGAAAGGACAGGUGGUAACAUAGAUUUAUCCCGCGGCCAUGCCUUCGAUAGGACAGUAGGACUGCCCUUUACUGACCCUUUGAAAACCCCAGGACUCCCAAAGACUUCAAAAGGGGGGGCAGAGAGCAGGAGAACAGAGAGGGAGAAAGAGAAAACAGCAUGCAUGAAUUAAAGACAGCAGGUGAUGAUCUGGUAAAAAAAAAAGAAAAAGAAAGAAGCGGAGAGAAGGAAUCCCAACAGCUUUCAUGCCAAGAAGCUCUAAAUAGAUUAACUGGCUAAGGACACACCAUCUGAGAAUUUGAUUUAAGGUAGUAGUGAGCUGCUAUUUUCCAUUAAAAGUGGUGAAUACUGAUUGCAGUAUAGAGACGCAUUAGUUAUCUUGGCACAUUUUUCAGAUGUGGAAUAAAAAUGUACAUUUUAACCCCUGUUUGCGAAGGGUGUUCUCUGCAACUAAAUCCUCCUCUUGUGUCUCUUCUCCAUUGGCUUUUAGCUCCACAGACCCCAGAUUUUGUUUGCAUGUUAGACACAGAUUUAUUUUGAGCGAUUUUGGCAAAGGAAAUAGCGAAAGUAAACUUUUCCUUCUUUUCUCCUCCCUCACCAAGGCUCCGAGACCCAUUUAAGAACCACUGGUGCCUUAUGCUUGGCAUGGUCGAUAUUCAUGCUCUCCCUGCGACCACUUAUGAUUAUAAUGCAGGCCCUAUUGAAGAAGUCCCUCCAACUUUUGUUGUCUGUUUUUCAAUGACUGCUUUUUUGGAAGGUGCAAUCUCCAAAUAUUUAGUCAGACCAACUAAACUGUUAAUGUCAUUGUAAGACGAAAGUAAUGCUCGCAAUAAAAAAAAGAAGAAGCAUUAAUCAGUAGUAGCACUACAGGGGCCCUUCUGAGGACGAGUAUAGCAGCGGUGGAGUUGGGCCAAUUUUCCAUUGAGAAUCAUUCAUUUCAUGCAUGCACGAAAUCAGUUAAGCAGCAGGUCAGAUUCAGUAAUAAGCGAUGAGUCAAAGAGAAGCUUGUCAGACUGUCGCCUCUCAGACCACUCAUCAGGAUGACUGUGUGUUGAUGUUUAACGGUCGAGGUAUUUACCGAGCGAUUAAAAAAUGUGUGUGCCGUGACCGCCUUUGGCGCGGCUCUCUCUCUGCAGAUCUAUCGGCUUUUAGGAAUACAGUGUGUGGAAGCAAUUUGACUCUUGUAAACAGAAAUGAGAGGGGCGUGAUGCAGAUUUCAAAGAGCCGAGAGGAGGGAGAGAGAAAGAAAGAAAGAAAGAAAGAAAGAAAGAAAUAAAGAAAGAAAGAAAAAAAGAAAGAAAAAAAGAAAGGGGGAGUUUUCCAGGAAGGAUGGAGAAGACGUGAAACGCAUGCACAUGUGUGCGUAUUUGACAGUGUCUACUUUAGGCUACUCUGGCUUUCUGAACAUGAAGUGUAUGGCAAGGUGUAGUGGUGGAAUGUAACAUUACUCAAGUACUUUGAGAUACUAUUCUUGAGUUGUUCCAUUGUAUACUUCUUCAAGAUAUUUAUUCACGUCUUGUAUUUUUUAUUCUCAUGUCUG
Molecule: messenger RNA, 3873 nt
Organism: Sander lucioperca (pikeperch)
Lineage: Eukaryota; Metazoa; Chordata; Actinopteri; Perciformes; Percidae
Exons: 5
Coding region: 487-1857 (456 amino acids)
Source: RefSeq, a predicted model, not a curated record